Messenger RNA from Rana temporaria (common frog), 1281 nucleotides. RefSeq names its product CD209 antigen-like. Gene Ontology annotation, cellular component: plasma membrane. NCBI's taxonomy places the organism in Eukaryota, Metazoa, Chordata, Amphibia, Anura, Ranidae. The record is from RefSeq and is a predicted model, not a curated record. Gene Ontology annotation, molecular function: transmembrane signaling receptor activity. Bases 1 to 1182 code for a protein of 393 amino acids. The transcript is spliced from 7 exons.
AUGCUUUCUCCACCUUCUCUUGUAUUUUCAGGAUUCUGUGCUGGACGCUCUCGCUUUGUCCUCGUCGCGCUCUGCGUCAUCUCCCUGACAUCCCUGACCAUCAUCAUCGCUCUCUCCAUACAGUUAUCUCUGGUGACUCAGCAGUAUGAUGAAACCUCCAUGAAAUUAGAGAUAUUAGAGAAGGAACAUGAUCAUAAGAAGUCCAGCCUCACCAGCGACAUCCUCAGAAAAGAUUUGGUGGCUCAGGAGCUUCAGGAAAGCCUCAAAAGUACAAAGUUGGAACUGGAAAGGACCAAGAAUGAUCUUUCGAAGAGUCGGGAGGAAGGGAAGAGCAUCAACUUUAAACUAGAGAGGACCCUCCUGGAGAAGGCGGAGGUGGACACCACUGUGAGCAUGCUUAGAGGAAGUCUCCAGAAUACAGAAGGCAGGCUACAAGGAAAGACCAGUGAUCUGAUCAGGUGUGAAAAUAAUCUCAGGUCAGCCAACUGGCAGAAGACACAAGACAGCCAGACCAUAUCUGAUCUGAAAAACUCUCUUUCUACCACUGAACGGAAAUGGAGGGUAGCGGACAACAAUCUCUCCCAGAGACAAAGAGAACUGUCCAAUGUGAAGAAGACUGUGAGCGACCUUCAGGAGGAACAAAGACAUUCCCAGCUCCAGCAGAAGAAGCUCAAUGACCUGGAGGAGAGGCUGAGUGUAGCCGAGGAUUGUCUCUCCAAAAGCUGUGACAAUGGGGAGAACUAUGAAGGAGACUCGGGCACAGACGCUUAUUGCCCCGAUGGUUGGAAGCAGAUAAACGAGACGUGUUACUAUUUCUCCAGUGACAAGAAAAUACGACACAAGGCGGACGCGGACUGCAAGACAAAGAACGCCACGCUGGCCAAAAUACAGGAGAGUGACGCCACGCUGAAGGCAACGAUUCAGAAAGAGAAAAAAAGCUUCUGGAUUGGUUUGACAAAUGAUGAGAAGACGUGGAAGUGGCCGGAUGGGACGGUGCAGGAAAAUUUCCGAACCAAUGGAGGGCUUUGUGCCAAGGCCUCGCCCACCCUGGAUAACCUUUCCUGUAGUGCCAACCUGCCCUGGAUCUGUCAGAAGAAGGCCAUGAAAUGCAGAUUGGGGGCCGAGGAUCUGCGCUGCUUUUUGGAGAAGAUCGGAGUCUUUGGAGAGAAGAUAAUUGAAUAAGAUGGAGCCAACGGGCUUCUUCCGUCAGGACUUGUAAACCGCAAAGGCCAAGAGCAGCCAAUCAUAACAAGUGACUGUGGGUUCGAUCGGGAAAAAAAA